ACCUGACUAGUCCCAUCCUCUCCCCGGCCCCGCCGCUGCCGAACGCGGCGGCAAAUUUCUCGUGACGAGUUUUCAGCUCUGUGAAACGACUCCGCAGGGAUUGCAGGGGGGCGCGAGGGGUGAUACCCUCUGCGUACCAGCGGGGCCACCGCACAGGAGUGUUCCUUUCCCCUGCUCCAUCUUAAGAUCUGAACUUCGAGGAGAGACCCGCUGGGCGGCGGCCUCGAGGCGGAUCUAGGCCCGGGCAGGUCCCCAAACCUCGCCGGGCGGGGGCCGUGGAGGAGGAAGCAGUCGGCCGCGGCGAUCGGGCCCUCAUGCGGACGCUGUGGGUUCUGGCCGCGUUCCUGGGGCUCACGCUGCGCCCCGCAGAUUUCCUGGAAGUAGAGAUGGCACAGGGGACUCAGAAAGUGUUCCUGAAUGACAACACCACCAUCGUUUGCAAGGUCCCUGGUUCCCCAUACCUGGACGUCAAGAUUAUGGGUAUCACCUGGUUUUGGAAGAAUCAGGUGUCUAAAGAAGAGUCCAAGCUGUUUGAGUUUUUCGGACACCACCAAAAGGCAUUGCGACCUGGAGCCACUGUGUCUCUACAAAGGCUGAAGAGGGGAGACGCCUCACUGCAGCUGCCUGCGGUCCAGUUGCAUGAGGCAGGAGAGUACCGAUGUGAGCUGGUCGUCACCCCUGAGAAGGCACAGGGAAGAGUCUGGCUAGAGGUUUUGGCUUCCCCAGUCAGCAACCUGUCUCCGGAGCAAGCCAUGGUGAAAUCUAAUGAAGGCAAAAAUAUUUCGUGUAGGUCAAGUUGGUUCUAUCCAGAGAAUAUUAACAUAACAUGGAAAAAAUGGACCCAGAAGGACCCCCAGUACCUGGAGGUUUCUGAGAGCAUCAUCACUGGUCCCACCAUCAAGAAUUCGGAUGGUACGUUUAAUGUCACUAGCUCCUUGAUAUUGAAGCCCUCUCCGGAAGAUGGUAUGAUCAUCUGCCAAUGUGAGGUUCGACACAUAUCCAUGGUCACCUCCCAGAGGUUCAACUCCACCCUGACUCUGACAGAAUCUGAGGACACAGCUCCUUGGAAGAUCAUUAUUCUGCUUAUUGUAUUUGUCUUAGUUGGAUGGGUGCGUUUAUGUUACUGUUUUUAGAAAAGUCUUCUAAUAUCCAGGUGCUGUCAUGGUAAGCGGACAAUUGGCAACGAUACUCAUUGAAAAAGACACUCAAGUUUCAUCAUCAGCCUGGAUUCUGUGGUUUACCGAUGGCUCCAAUCCUUCACUCUUCUCUAUGUCCAUGUAACUUCACGGUGUUCUCCAAUUUGGGACUGCCCCUUGGGGUCAACCUUGUGACUUGCUGCUUUGACCAACAGAAGGAGACAGGAGUGAGUUCCUGUCUCAUGCCAGUUCCGAGGCCUCCAGAGGCCUUGUGUGUUUCCAUGUGCUGUCUUUUGUGCUUCUAACGUUAGUGAAAGGACACAUGCAGGCUGGCCUGCUGGAGGAUGAGAGACACUGGAAGCUACAGCUAGUUGCUCUGGUGGAGGCCGGUCUAGAUCAGAUAACAGCCACCCAACUCCCAGACAUGUGAGCAAAUCUACCUGACAUCAUCAGCGCUGACAGAGCCAACUCUCAAAUGUGUGAGAAAUACUUAUUUUUUUAAAGCCACUACAUCUUAGGCUUUUUGCACAGCAAAAACUAACUGAUGUAGCACCUCAGAAAGCUGAGUUUUGAUCAAAACUUGUAAUAACCAUGGAGAUGUGCUGCUGAGACCCCCUCUAGAGAGAGCCUGCUAGGAAGGGCGUGCUCGGUCAGCAUGCUCCAGCUGCGCUACCUCAGCGACCUGCUGCAGUAUUUAAGCUUAUGCCAUGCUCCCCCCGGCGCUCCAGCCAGGGGCUGAACAAGGCAGGAGUCUCUGGAGCUCCCUGUGGGGGUGGCCGAGACUUUCUCAGGGUUGCACUGUAGCCUUACUACUCGAUCCUACCCCCUCUCUCCCUUCACAGGUAUCAGACCUGCAACAUGCUCUGGAGGUCUUUCCGCCUGUUCCUGUACCCUCUCCCCUUUAUCUUUCACACACUUUACGCCCAAUAACUCUCUUGUACUUCUAAUUCUGUCUGGAAAGCUGCUUCUCUGAAGACCCAAAUUGACACAAGGAGGGACUGAAGAAUUAUAAUGGGGUACUCUCA
Messenger RNA from Equus caballus (horse), 2161 nucleotides. It is a transcript of the gene NCR3LG1, whose product is annotated as natural killer cell cytotoxicity receptor 3 ligand 1. The record is from RefSeq and is a predicted model, not a curated record. Gene Ontology annotation, cellular component: MHC class I peptide loading complex. Gene Ontology annotation, biological process: peptide antigen assembly with MHC class I protein complex. Lineage: Eukaryota; Metazoa; Chordata; Mammalia; Perissodactyla; Equidae. Gene Ontology annotation, molecular function: TAP complex binding; MHC class I protein complex binding.